AUGGGACGGCCCUUCCUGUGUGUACAGCGGGCCCACGGCCAUCACACUGCCGUCUGGAGUGAACUGACUGCCCCGAGGCCUGGGGAGCUGGGUCACCACCUGGCUUCCGCAGUUCACCCUGUCCACUACAAAAACGACCUCCUACCCUCAAACCAGCUCCCAACCCCCAUGCACAGGAACCCAGUCCUCUUGGGCCCCGGCUUCGCCCAGCAGGGGGCGCCCAGGAGUCUCAGACUCGGGGGAAUGAAAGCCGGGAGCGCCGUGCGGCUAGCAGGCAGGUUGGCUGGAAGCCGCGAGCUUGUGCUGAACAGCUCCGAGGCCGGCCAGAGGCCCGUGCACCGCCCGGCAUUUGUCCAGCCCCAGCUGUCAUCUGCAGGUGCCGGUCCGGUUACCCUCACCGCGGGCCAGGAGCAGCGAGGAGGAAAGCGCCCUGCGGCCGUGGGAUCCGCCGCCCAGGUGCUCCCCGGGCUCCUCCCCCUGCGCACACUUGUUCCGGUUUCCGACCCCGCAGAGUCCCGGAGCCGCGCCCUAACGAACUCUCACUGCCCCUGGUCCGGGCUUGCUUCUCUGGGAUUCCAGAGCCCUAUCGGUCCCUAUCUGCGGCCGUGCAGCGCGGAACUCUGCCGGGAGCCCCUACGGAGGCGCCAAAUACACAAAGGAGAGUUGGUGGGGAGGCGCACCAUGACGACCGCGCCGGGACCUGCGCGUCACCCCCACGGCGCCCCUGUGGUGCCUUUCAGAGGCAGAGGUUGCAGUGAGCCGAGAUGGCACCAUGGCACUCCAGCCUGGGCGACAGAGCGAGACUCAGUCUCAAAAAAAAAGAAGUGGCUGGCAGGAUCUGGAGACAGAUUGGAGCCUCCCCACCUCCUUCCCUUCCUCCUCUGCCCUCCCCCGCCCCACCUCCAGCAGCCCCCACCCUGUGUGCUGGCCGUGGAGCAGAAGCCACAGUCACUUCCUGAAGACAGCGGCCCCAGCUCGGGUCCCCCUCAUCCAGUGGCCCAUCACCUGCCUGCAGCCAUGGAGAGCCAUCAGGACUUCCGGAGCAUCAAAGCAAAAUUCCAGGCCUCUCAGCCGGAGCCCAGCGACCUGCCCAAAAAACCCCCGAAGCCUGAGUUCAGUAAACUCAAGAAGUUCCCCCAGCCUGAGCUAAGCGAGCACCUCAAGAAACCCCCGCCGCCUGAGUUCACUGACCUCCCCAAGAAACCCCCGCCGCCUGAGUUCACUGACCUCCCCAAGAAACCCCCGCCGCCUGAGUUCACUGAUCUUCCCAAGAAACCCCCGCCGCCUGAGUUCACUGACCUUCCCAAGAAACCCCCGCUGCCUGAGUUCACUGACCUUCCCAAGAAACCCCCGCCGCCUGAGUUCACUGACCUUCCCAAGAAGCCAUCCAAACUGGAGUUCAGUGACGCCUCCAAGAAGUUCCCCCAGCUGGAGGCCACUCCAUUUCCAAGGAAGCCCCCGCAGCCUGAGGUCGGUGAGGCCCCUGUGAAGGCCUCGCUGCCAGAGCCCAACACGCCUGUCUGGAAACCCCUGCAGUCCGACGAGCUCAGUCACCCCACCAGACCCCCAUCUGAACCCAAAUCCAGUGCAUUCCCCAGGAAGCUCUGGCAGCCCGAGGCCAGUGAGGCUACCCCAAAGCCCCCGCAGCCUGAGUUCAGUACCUUUCCCAGGAAGCCCGCGCAGCCUGAGGUCAACAUGCACCCCAAAAAGCCCCCGCAGCCUCCGGUCGGUAGCCUCCCUAGGAAGUCCCUGCCGCAGCCUGAGUCCAGUGACGUCCCUCAGACACCGCCCUGGAAGCCUGAGUCCACUGAGUCCCUCCCCCACUCCCCGAAGCCCAACUUCAGUAGCAUUCCCAAGAAGCCGGUGCAGCCCGAGUUCAGUGCGCACCCCAGAAAGCCUCCGCAGCCUCAGGCGGAUGGCCUCCCUAAGAAGUCCGUGCCGCAGCCUGAGUUCAGCGAGGCGGCUCAGACUCCUCUCUGGAAGCCUCAGUCCGGUGAGCCGAAGCACGACUCCAGCGCCUUUCCCAAAAAGGCCUCCCAGCCUCCGCUGAGUGACUUUCCCAAGAAGCCUCCGAAGCCUGAGCUUGGGGACCUCACAAGGACCUCCUCAGAGCCCGAAGUCAGCGUGCUUCCCAAGAGGCCGCGGCCCGCCGAGUUCAAAGCGCUCUCCAAGAAGCCCCCGCAGCCCGAGCUGGGCGGCCUCCCCAGGACCUCCUCAGAGCCCGAGUUCAACUCCCUCCCCAGGAAGUUGCUGCAGCCGGACCGCCGGGGGCCACCCCGCAAGUUCUCACAGCCUGAACCCAACGCUGUCCUCAAGAGACACCCGCAGCCUGAGUUCUUCGGUGAUCUCCCUCGAAAGCCCCUACUCCCCAGCUCCGCUUCCGAGAGCUCACUGCCUGCGGCCGUGGCCGGCUCCAGCUCCCGGCACCCGCUCAGCCCUGGGUUUGGAGUUGCUGGGACACCCCGCUGGAGGUCAGGAGGCCUUGUUCACAGUGGAGGGGCCAGGCCAGGCCUCAGACCCAGCCAUCCACCCCGGCGGAGGCCUCUGCCCGCUGCCAGCAGCCUGGGACCCCCUCCAGCCAAGCCCCCGCUGCCCCCGGGCCCCGUGGAUAUGCAGAGCUUUCGGAGACGCUCUGCAGCAUCCACAGAUCUACGGAGGACGCGCUCGGCCGCUGCGCUCCACUUCCAGGCCCGACAGCCUGAAGACAUCCCACAGAUCCCAGAUGAGAUCUACGAGCUGUAUGACGACGUGGAACCCAGAGAUGACUCCAGCCCCAGCCCCAAGGGCAGAGAUGAAGUACCCUCGGUUCAGCAAGUCACCAGGAGGCCACCACAAGACUCAGCACUCAGGAAGGAGAAGGAUCCCCCGCCACAGCAGUUGCCACCCAUGGACCCAAAGUUGCAGAAGCAGCUGAGGAAGGCAGAGAAGGCGGAGAGGGAGUUCCGGAAGAAGUUCAAGUUUGAAGGGGAGAUCGUGGUUCACACGAAGAUGAUGAUUGACCCCAAUGCCAAGACGCGCCGUGGGGGCGGCAAGCACCUCGGGAUCCGGCGCGGGGAGAUCCUGGAGGUGAUCGAGUUCACCAGCAAUGAGGAGAUGCUGUGCCGGGACCCCAAGGGCAAAUAUGGCUACGUGCCCAGAAUAGCGCUCCUGCCCCUGGAGACGGAGGUGUACGAUGAUGUCGACUUCUGCGACCCCCUGGAAAACCAGCCACUUCCCCUGGGACGGUAAGGCCGGUAGGCAUGGGGCAAGGACAGCCGGCCAGUCCAGCGCCCGCUCACCCAGGAGCCCUGGAACCCAGCGCGGGAGUUACAGAGCUGCCCGGGCUUGUGCCUGGCCACAUAAAGUCCAUUUAAAGCA
This is a messenger RNA of Chlorocebus sabaeus (green monkey), 3357 nucleotides long. Lineage: Eukaryota; Metazoa; Chordata; Mammalia; Primates; Cercopithecidae. The record is from RefSeq and is a predicted model, not a curated record.